This is a messenger RNA of Myripristis murdjan (pinecone soldierfish), 1614 nucleotides long. It is a transcript of the gene hes4, whose product is annotated as hairy-related 9. The transcript is spliced from 4 exons. NCBI's taxonomy places the organism in Eukaryota, Metazoa, Chordata, Actinopteri, Holocentriformes, Holocentridae. Gene Ontology annotation, biological process: regulation of DNA-templated transcription. Bases 238 to 1113 code for a protein of 291 amino acids. Gene Ontology annotation, molecular function: DNA binding; protein dimerization activity. The record is from RefSeq and is a predicted model, not a curated record.
UGUCGGCGGCAGAGCAGAGCCUCGCCCUCCCCGGCGCACCACGCGCUCCUACACUCGGAUGACAGCUCAGUGAUAACAGCACACACACAGCCUGAUCGCCGGGACCCGACCGACCUACACCGACACACACCCAGAGAAACUUUGAGACGUUUCCAACUUGAUUUUCUGUCUUAUUUUUUUUGCACCCGCCGCUUCCAAAGAGGAUAUACUGUAUUAUUUUCCCUUGUUUCAUCAAUAAUGCCAGCAGACACCAUGGAAAAGCAGACGGCAUCUCCUAUUGCCGGUGCCCCUGCAAACGGAUCACACACGCCGGACAAGCCCAAAAAUGCCAGCGAGCAUAGAAAGUCAUCCAAACCUAUCAUGGAAAAACGUCGGAGAGCAAGAAUAAACGAAAGUCUUGGGCAGCUCAAGACACUCAUCCUGGACGCACUUAAAAAAGAUAGCUCCAGACACUCAAAGCUGGAGAAAGCAGACAUCCUGGAGAUGACAGUGAAGCACUUGAGGAACUUGCAGCGCGUACAGAUGACUGCAGCAAUGUCAGCAGACGCCACCGUCUUGGGCAAAUACAGAGCUGGAUUCAACGAGUGCAUGAACGAGGUCACCCGCUUCCUGUCCACCUCAGAGGGGGUGAACGCGGAGGUGAGGUCCAGGCUGCUCAACCACCUGUCCAGCUGCAUGGGCCAGAUGAUGUCCAUGAACUACCCGCAGCAGGCCCCCUCCCAGCAGGCGCACCUGGCGCAGCCUCUGCAUGUGCAGCUCCCAUCCACGCUGCCCAUCAGCGGCGCCUCCAUGGCCUCCAAACUCAGCCCGACGGAAGCCGUGUCCCCUAAGGUCUUCGGUGGGUUCCAGCUGGUGCCUGCAACCGACGGACAGUUUGCAUUUUUGAUUCCUAACCCUGCAUUUGCGUCCGCCACCGCCCCCGUCAUCCCCCUGUACGCAAACGCAGGAGUGCCUGUUGCGGUCAACGCCAGUCCGGUGCACGGCAGCUCUUCGCCCACAGCAGCAUCUCCAGUGCACGGCAUGACGUCCUUCUCCGGGGUGUCCCAGGCGGUCAGCCCAGUCGGGGUCAGCACUGGGUCGGAGAGCAGCGAGCCUGUGUGGCGGCCGUGGUAGCCAAAGUGGCUGCAUAAGGGACAAUUUAGAGACAGACGUGAAAGCGGUUUGCAUUACAUUUACAGUUUUUAGGCAUUUAGCUGAGGCUCUCAUUCAGAGAUGAGCAGCCACAGGGGUUCAGCACGGACACUUCACAGGACACGUGGUUGUUACGGGGGAUUCAACCUGUGACUUUUUCUCUAUGGGACGGUCACUCUUAACCACUACCGCUGCAUUAUAGUUGUCAUAGUUCCGUUGUAUGGAACACGGGUUGCCUUUGUUGAACAUGGCAUACGGUUUAUAUACGAUUUAUUGUCUGAUUCCAAAAUUUGGAUGUCGGUGAUAAAUAUGCUGUACAUGCAAUUGAAGAUUUACAGGAUAUGUUUGUUAUGAAGUACUUUUUAUGAAAAGGUUUAGUUUUGUACAAAGUUGUUAUUGAUUGUUAUACCAAAGCUGUGUUUUAUAUUCUUUGUUUUAUGUUGGGAAAAAAACUGAAGUUGGGCGAUGACCCAUUGUUCAAAU